UAGAGAAGUCAACUAUCGAGGUGGAAGCUUUGUGUCGUGUUUUAUGCAGACAACUAGGAAUCUGAAUUUCUGUUGGUUCCAACGGUCAGUCAUUUCUUGGGACCAAAGGAUUUCGUUGUAAUUUUCAGCCCGCCCCUUCAUUCUUUUUUCUCUAUCCUUCUCCUAUUGGUUAAUCUUGGUGGUGAUGCUGAUGAUGAUUUUCUUCUUUCAAUUUCUCUGUUAAUCAUAAGCUUCAUCCACAGGGUCUAUUGUCAGAUAUUGAAUUUGCUGAUAUAGAUUUGAGAAAAGGGGGAUUGUUUCUAUAUUUGUUGAGUGAUUGACAUGAAUGGGCCCAAAUAGGCUUAAAUGGAUGUUGAAGAUUCAUAUAACCGUCCCCAAUUAGUAUUGGAUUGAGGAGCAAAACAAUUGUUGUGGUUGUUGUUAUCGUCAUUGUGUUUAGUGAUCAACAGGCGGUCAUUGGUUUGGUUCCCUGGAAAUGUAAUGUGAUUUGGGAAGUUGAAUCUUUUUUGUGGCAAUGGCUGCAAGAGGGAUUUCAUCUGGUAAACAGAGAAAUCCGCGGGGAUUUAUGACAGUAUUGUCUUCUGCGGCUUGUGAAUGGUUCUUGAUCUUUAUGUUGUUUUUAGAUACGGCAUUGUCAUACUUGAUCACCAAAUUUGCCAGUUACUAUGAGUUGCAGACGCCAUGUAUGUUGUGCUCACGGUUUGAUCACGUAUUUGGAAACAAGAAAACUGGAUGUUAUAGGAGACUUUUGUGCAGAAACCAUAAAGAGGAGAUAUCAUUUCAAGUGUUUUGUCAUGUUCAUGGUAAUCUUGCUGAUGUUCGUGCUAUGUGUGAAGAAUGCCUUGUUUCAUUUGCUACUGAGAACGUACUUGUUAAAGAGUCGGAUAAUUUGAUGAUGGCUAAACUGGGGAAUAAGAGUUUUAUACCUAGUUCUCCUGGCCCGUGGAGCUGUUCUUGUUGUCACAAGACGUGGAGAGCUCGAUCAAGUGCUCAAAGAUUGCUCCAGCUAACUUCAGUUGGUUUUGGUGCUUCUAAGGCCAAUGUCAAACCUCCUCUACCACGAGCACCAGGUCGUAGCCGUUUCAGCCGCCGUGAUAGCUUUAAGAAAAUCAGGGAUAAGAUUUCUGGGCCAGACUCACCUAGGGCAAGGACUGCUGGUGUUGACCCUUUAUCACAUGUAGGAUAUACAGAGCUGAAGAUUACUUCAGAUUCUGAGUCUGAAAUCCAGAUUUCUGAUGAUGAUGACGGAUGUUCUGCUACUCGCAGUAAAGAUGAUUCUAGAUCAGAAGACAAUGUUCGAAGUGGCAAAGGAACAACACAGAAAAUAGGAACUGAGGCUGCGACUCCAGAGAAUCAGGUUCGACAAUCAUCUGAAUCCAGGCCUUCUCUUUUGGAUCAGCCAAUGCAGCUGGCCACCAGCUCGGGCAAAAAUGUGUGUUUUCGGGCAUGUGAUGAUUUUGUAGGGCAUGGCUUAGCAGAACUUGAUUGGGAAAAUCUUUCUCCUAAGGCCAGUCCUUCGGUAAUGCCAGAGCUCGUUUCAUUAGAUAAUAUCACCCAGUCACACAACAUUUUAGAAAAUCAUCACACAUCAGGAGUGAUUUCACAGCCGAACAUUUUUCUCCCUCGUAUCUCAGACCUCUCUGUACUGUCGGAGCUCAUAUCAGCAACCAAUUUGCCUUCGUCCAGUAUUAACAUCCAAGAGACAAAUUUGACUGAAGCAACUGAUGGAGGAAACAACAUAACUGUGAAGGAUAAUGCGAAAGCUCCAAUUGAUUUAGAUGACAGUGCUCCAUCUAUACCAAAGCAAAUUCAAGCCGAUAUAUCUGCUCUGAGCUACGGAGAGAGAAAAGUAUCAGAUAGGCUUGGAGAACCAAGUGCAAUAAGUGAUGCUGGAAAAGCUGGAGAAGGUAUGAAGUCACUCCCCCAACUUUCUACUUCUGAGAUGGAUGGAAUUCAAACUGCAAGUCAUAGGAAUCAUGAUCAUGGCAAUGACCACCAAAGAAGUGAUGCCUCUAGCUCCGACGGGGUACGUCUGCGUCCAAAAUCUACCUUCGUGGAGAGAGAUGAUUCUGGUAAUGAACCAGCAGAUGGAUUCAGCAUCAAUGAAAUUGAGGGCGAAAGUAUUGUUGAUAGGUUGAAACGACAAGUUGAACAUGAACGUCUGCGUCCAAAAUCUGCCUUCGUGGAGAGAGAUGAUUCUGGUAAUGAACCAGCAGAUGGAUUCAGCAUCAAUGAAAUUGAGGGCGAAAGUAUUGUUGAUAGGUUGAAACGACAAGUUGAACAUGAACGUCUGCGUCCAAAAUCUGCCUUCGUGGAGAGAGAUGAUUCUGGUAAUGAACCAGCAGAUGGAUUCAGCAUCAAUGAAAUUGAGGGCGAAAGUAUUGUUGAUAGGUUGAAACGACAAGUUGAACAUGAUCAGAGAUGCAUAAAUGCUCUGUACAAGGAACUGGAGGAAGAAAGGAGUGCUUCAGCCAUUGCUGCAAAUCAGGCAAUGGCUAUGAUCACAAGGUUGCAAGAGGAGAAGGCAUCACUUCAUAUGGAGGCUUUGCAAUAUUUAAGAAUGAUGGAAGAACAAGCCGAGUAUGAUAUGGAGGCACUAGAAAGAGCUAACGAUCUCCUUGCUGAAAGGGAGAAAGAGUUGCAAGAUCUGGAAGCAGAAUUAGAAUUAUUUAGGAAUAAUUAUACAGAUGAAUUAGCAGCAGAGGAUCCAGGCAAGGAGGAUAAAAACCAGAAAGGGGAAAAAGUAAUGACUGAAAAUAAUAGUCUAGAUCAUAUUGAGAACAAGCUCAGUGGCAGUUCAGAUUCCAAAACUGCUAAAAUAUCCAAAAACUGUGAUAAACCUAGAGAGUUUAACGAUUCAAUAUGUAACUUCGAGGAUGAAAAGCUCCGCAUUUCACAAUAUCUGAAGAACUUGGAGAAAAAGCUUUUUCAAGUUUCUGGCAGACAGGUCUCAGAUAAUGUUUCUUAUAAUGGAUAUUCAGAAAGGAUAGAGAAAGAUGUUGAUGAUCAAGUCAAGAAAAAAACUGCUGAUAUGAGAACUACUAAUUCCCAACAGGAGGAGAGUUCUUCAUCCAUGCGCAAUGAUUUUCCAAAAUCAAAUGGAGGCUCCACUGACAAGCCUGCUGAUUUAGGCAAUGGUAUUGUUAGUGAAGAUAAGAAUAAUUUGGACAUUAAGCAUAAAAAAGUUUCCUCUCUUGGAGGUGAAAUUGAUGUAGCUGCUAUUGGGAAUGAAAUUUCAGAGCUUAAUGGGAGGUUACAAGCACUUGAGAAUGACUGUAAUUUCCUCAUGCAUGCUUUUAACUCGCUCCAGAAUGGACAUGAGGGGAUACAGUUUAUUCAGGAAAUAGCUCAUCGGCUGCAAGAAAUACGGAAAAUUGAGAUUAAGACGAGAUGACUUUUUUGAAGUUUCAAGUAAUACAAGAUUCUGCUGCUGAGCUUUUCGUGCCAGAAGAGAGAAGCUGCAGAGAGAUGCAUCACUAUUUACAGCUCAUAGUAGGAAAGGAGAAGCCAAACUGCAGAUAACCAACCGGAAAGAAAGGAAGCAGCCAAAUAUACAGCGUGCCACUUCUCCUCUGUUCUUUGCAAAGAAAUAGUUUUCAUGAUCGCGAACUGGUCUGAGGUUCUGUUUUUCAGGUCUCUUCUCCUCUUAAAUUGGUUUUGAUUAAAAAAGUUACAGAUUGUCUUUUCUUUUUUGUUUCCUUUUCCUCUUUUUGGUCCUUUUUCACAAUUUUGUUAGUCGUAAAUGUGACUGAAUGGUGGGGUUAUGGUGUAAGUUUUGUAUAUUUUUCUCAAGGUUGGGCUUUGUUACCAGGUUUUACAAGUGUAAAUGCAGAUAGGUUCUUCAGGGA
Messenger RNA from Nicotiana tabacum (common tobacco), 3848 nucleotides. RefSeq lists its product as uncharacterized. NCBI's taxonomy places the organism in Eukaryota, Viridiplantae, Streptophyta, Magnoliopsida, Solanales, Solanaceae. The record is from RefSeq and is a predicted model, not a curated record. Gene Ontology annotation, molecular function: myosin binding.